Molecule: messenger RNA, 2068 nt
Organism: Electrophorus electricus (electric eel)
Lineage: Eukaryota; Metazoa; Chordata; Actinopteri; Gymnotiformes; Gymnotidae
Product: serine protease HTRA2, mitochondrial
Biological process (GO): proteolysis; positive regulation of apoptotic process; programmed cell death
Cellular component (GO): mitochondrion
Molecular function (GO): serine-type endopeptidase activity; protein binding
Source: RefSeq, a predicted model, not a curated record
UGCACUUCCGGAAUAUCCACGCUCCGUGAAGUAAUAUGUGCUCUUUUAAAAACCUUAGUCGUUUAUGACUAUAAUUUUAUGGUUGGGGUGAAUAUUUUUCCUUUGUAGAAAGUUUAGGAUCAUAUAAAGUACAGCGGUUGAUGAAGACUUAUGCAGAUUCAUAAGGAGUUAUUUUGCUAGAAUCUGAUGCAAUAUGGCAACAAUACGUCUGACUUGUAGUCUCAAACGGAUACUCACAAGGAAUCGCAUCGAGACUGGUCAGCAACCAGACUUGUCGAAUCUGAGGCUUGUGCGACAUUUUUCCAAUGCCACUUCUGAGAAACGAACAAACGUAAACGCACAUGUACUUCAAGGUACGGUGCCAAAUGGAAGUACAGGAGGCAAUACUAGUGGCAGUUCAGUUCGGACUAGUUGCCUCGGAACAAUAGCUUUGGGACUGGGAGUUGGAGCACUCUUGUACGGAAUAAAAGACGAGCACAAUGACGUUUUUCAGAGAGCAUGUGUUGUCAGAGACACUUUCCUCGAUCACAUCGUGCCUACAGCCCACUGUGCGUCCCCGUUGAAGCCUGACAGUCCAAGGUAUAAAUACAACUUUAUUGCAGAUGUCGUGGAGAAGUCAGCACCUGCUGUAGUGUACAUCGAAAUCAUAGGACGGCAUCUAUACUCUGGCCGAGAGAUUGCCAUCUCUAAUGGCUCUGGCUUCAUCAUCAGUAGUGAUGGCCUAAUAGUGACCAAUGCCCAUGUAGUAGCCAACAAGAGAGGCGUCCGUGUCAAACUUGCCAAUGGGGAGACCUACAAUGCCACUGUACAGGCAGUGGACCAGGCUGCAGAUAUUGCAACUAUUAAAAUAAAUGCCAAGAAUUCUUUACCGACAUUGCAUCUUGGCCGGUCAUCAGAUGUCCGUCAGGGAGAAUUUGUGGUUGCCAUGGGGAGCCCAUUUGCCCUGCGGAAUACUAUCACAUCUGGCAUAGUUAGUUCUGCUCAUAGAGGCAGUAAAGAAUUGGGCCUGGCCAAUGGCAACAUGGACUACAUACAGACUGAUGCAGCCAUAGAUUUUGGGAACUCGGGUGGUCCUCUUAUUAAUUUGGAUGGUGAGGUCAUUGGCGUUAACACCAUGAAGGUGACUGCUGGGAUUUCCUUUGCCAUACCCUCUGACAGACUUCGGCUCUUCCUCGAGCAUGCAGCAGAUAAAAAGAAGUCCUGGUUCAGUGAAUCUGACACCAAACGGCGCUACAUAGGAGUGAUGAUGUUGACUCUCACACCCAGUAUAAUCACUGAGCUGAAGAUGCGGGACCCCUUGUUCCCGGAUGUAACUCACGGAAUCCUCAUUCAUCGUGUGAUCACCGGCUCCCCAGCUAAAAGGGCAGGUCUAAAGCCUGGGGACAUUGUUGUAGAGGUCAACGGGGUGAAGGUAAACACAUCUGAAGAGAUCUACAAUGCUGUUCGGACAAGUGACAGCAUCAACAUGGUGGUCCGCAGGGGUCAAGAUCUUCUGAUGCUGCAUAUGAUCCCUGAGUUCACAGAGUAACAUCAAGAUGACUCAGCAUUGGGUAGUUGCAGGAGAGAAAUUUACAAAAGGGAAAAAUUAAGUGGCCAAAGAUAGGGAUUGUGGCAUUUGAUUAUAGAAAUAGUUUGUUGCUUCCGCAAAGCUGAAUAUAUUAACAAAGCUGAUAUCUAUGGAGGGCCUUCUGUUAAGAGACUACUUGUAUGUAAAGUCACUGAUGGCAUAAAACGUGCUGUGAUGCUCACAAAAUCAAAGUACUGUACCAGUGGAAAAGGAGGAGCAUAAGAAAACCGAAGCAAGGAUUCAACCCAUGUGGUCUUCUUGUUUGACAUUGUUUGUUCAAUGGUCCAACCUCCAGUUACAAUAUGUAUAACACUGAAGGUAGUGGCAUUUCAAUUUUGUCUACCUCUGUAUACGUGAACAAGUAUUUUACUGCUGCCCUCUGCUUUUAGUGUUGGGCAUCUCCAAUAGCUUGAUUAUUCACAAUAUUUCAGCUGAAACCAUUACAUUUGAGACCAUUUUUUCAUUAAAAAAAAAAUCACUUCUGGUCUUGUGACAACUAAA